Molecule: messenger RNA, 6843 nt
Organism: Amborella trichopoda
Lineage: Eukaryota; Viridiplantae; Streptophyta; Magnoliopsida; Amborellales; Amborellaceae
Gene: ESP
Product: separase
Biological process (GO): meiotic chromosome separation; proteolysis
Cellular component (GO): cytoplasm; mitotic spindle; nucleus
Molecular function (GO): cysteine-type endopeptidase activity
Source: RefSeq, a predicted model, not a curated record
UCCCUCCUAAACCUUCAAAUUCCCUUAUUCUAUUUACGUCUCUCCCUCCCUCUCUCCCUCAAAACUCUCCACCUGCAACUCUCAUGGAGCAACUUAUCUCUACUCUACACCAAACUUCCAACUGUGCAGGCCUCUCCGAUCGCUUCUAUGAAUACCUCAAGCCCCUCCUCUCUCUCUCUGAAUCCAAUCCCUCACAUCUUCGCCCUCUGGCGAAGUGCUUCGUAUCCUCUCUCUCCCGACUGCUAAAAGUUUUACCUGAAACCCUUAAAACGUGCCCAUCUCCUAUCACAUGUGAAACCCUAGCCUGGUCCAAAGAGCUCUUCAAAAUCUAUGAGAUGACAAUUACUUGCAUUUCACGAAUUUUGCCCUGUCUUGAUUGGAAGCCCUAUGGUCUCGAUCAACAAAGGCUUCUCCUUGCUCGAAGACGCCAGAUAUGGGGUUAUUAUAAUGAAGCUAAGGUUCUAUGUUAUCAAGUUUUAGAGGGAUUGCAACCUGGUGUUACUCGGGAUUUAUGUCGGGAUGAAGUUGGGGCUUGCUUGCUCCCGGAUGAGGUGGAGAAGCACGAAUCAGGGCUCGCAUCUUUGAUUGUCGAAACUGUUUUCUGUAUUGUGAAUUGUAUGUAUGAAAGCAAGUGUGUAGAUAGUGCGGCUUAUAGGCAGAUCCUGUCUCUUAUUAAUCUGGUCAGGCCUUGGUUGAGAGUCCUAACAUUUGCCAAUAUGGAAAAGCUUCAUGGCGCACUCUUGCAUGCUCUCUACAAAUGCACCUUAUUCAUUGUCAAAGAAAAUACAAACUUUGAAGGGGAUUUGGUCGAUUGCUUCAGCAAACUCAUAUUGGCUGAAUAUCAACAAUCUCCUAUGAAUGAUCUGUUUCCAAAGAUUGCAACUGGAUUAAUGGCCUCAUUUGGUUCAAAAUGGACAAGCAAGCCUUCCCUUUUCCUUGAUAUUUUAAGUUGCACAUUGGAAUCCUUGAUCUGCAAUUGCAAGCUACAUGUGAGUUGCCAUGCAGAUGAUAUACUUCAAUUUGUAAAUUAUUUUGUUGGAAACUGCCAAAAUGCAAGUAGUGAUAUCCAAAAAGGUGCUGUGAAACUUCUAAUUGAAGUUGCAAAUAAGAGCAUUCAGGUAUCACGUCAUACUUAUGCAGUGCUUAGUAUUUAUGGUGCUGGCCUAUAUUUUCUAGAUCGUGAUGUGCUGGCUAGAAAGAGUGGUUUAGUUUCUGAAACGAGAAAGAUUAGAGCUGGCAUACCACUAGAUGGUGAAGAAACACUGGGGUACUUGCCUGGUUCAGUGACACUGGAGCUCUUGCCUGUUUUUGUACUUGAAUUGGUUAGUUUUAUUCAGAGGGAUGAAACAUGGGAAAAAACAUUUCCUAACCUUGAGGGAGGGCAAACCAGUUUUUCAUGUGGUUCUCUGGGCCUUAGGUCUGAUGGUGAUAGAUCUUGCACACAUCUGCAUGGUGAAAUUUCCUCAUUGUCCUUCUUGAAUGCCCUGGAGUCCUUGUGCAAGCCUUUUGUGGAAUUUGUUCGUGUCGAAUGGGAAUGUCUCCCAUUGGAAAAUAAAGGAAUGCCCUGCUAUGUUAGCAUAGAUGUUGUUCUCUACGCACUCCAUCUAUUCUGUGUUGGGUUUUCUAUUGGAUCCAGUCAUUUGCUUGAACAGGAUAUGGAGAAGCUGCAUAAGAGCCUGCCUACUUUUCUUCUUGUAAUAGUUGCCUAUCUGAAGCUUUCUCUGAUGACUCUUGAGAGUCCCCAGAGACAUGUUGACUGCAUUGACCAUAUACUGUCGAGAGGUUGGGUCCGGCCCCAAGAUCUCAAAUUUCUCAUUUCCUCCUUGUACAAUAUUGUUGUUUCAUUGUAUAAUAUGAAGCAGAUGAAAAAGGCCUCCUUUGUGCUAAAAUUAUGUCACAAAGCAGCAUGGGCUCGUGUAUCUUUGCUUUGUCAGAAGUACACAAGGAAACCAGUGGGGACUCAUAGUGAUUUUGUGUCACGAGAAUUGAUUGUAGAUUCUGUCUCAGAUGCAUGUUCAAAGAGUGCUUUCUUCCUAAAUGUUCUUCAUCAAUGUGGUGACUCUGCUGUAAAAGAGACUUUUGUUGAUUGUCUUUCAAAAUGGUCUGUUGCUGAUACAAUGAUUACAAGGUUGGCUGAGCCGUUUGAUCUGGUGCGGCAAUGGGUUAAGAUAGUGUGCAAGGAUUAUGGACAUGUCAAGGAGGAUGAUUCGGCCCCAUUGCUAUAUUUUCUGCUAUCAAACCCAUACAAAUGGUCAAAAAUGACAAUGGGUGCUAUUUUGGAGCAAGAGCUUUUAGCCUAUGCAGAAAUGGAGGUUCGUUAUUCUAGUUUUUGUCUGAAGAUGCAGCAGAAAAUCAUCAGCAUUCUCUUGGGUGAUAUCUAUGUUACAGAAAACAAUUAUUUGCUGAGAUCAAAGAUUCUUCUUUUGAAAAGCAGAGUUGCUAAGGCUAGUGGACUUGGAGGCCUCAAUGACUGUCUUCAAUGCUUAUCCGAAUCGAUUUGUCUGCUUAAUACUAAACUAGCUGAAGAUCCUGCUGAAUGUAAUGCUUCAUUAUGCCACCAAUUGGCUAUGACGUAUUGUUUGCAUGCAUUAUGCACCCAGGAGGCUGAUCAAAACUCAGAGGUCAUCCAUCAUGAUGUCAGUAGUGCCUUAAAUUUGUGGGCACAAAUUUAUGUUUUGGGGUCUUCCAUUUUGGAUUCUCAUCAUGAGCUGGGGAUGCAAAAUGCAUUGCCAUUGUUGUAUCAUACUGUUGAUUUGCUGUCAUUGAAGGAUUUUUCAAAGUUGAGUCUCAAAUUCCAUGAGCUGAUACUUCAAUCAUUAUGCACCCGAAAGAAAAUCCCAUUGGGUGAAUGCUUGGCAGUGUUUUGGGGUGACAGAAGGCUAAAUCAUGCCCUUUGUACUGCUCCUAUUGAUGAUGCUUUUAUAGCAUUUCUAUCAAAAGAAUUCGAAGUUUCUGCUGACUCUUUCAAUUUCUGGGUAAGUUGUAUAAAAGGGAAUCCAUAUCUAUUGUUAGGGUUCCAGCAGAAAUUUCUGCUUGUUGAUUCCAUUGUGAGGGAUACUGCUACUAAUCCUUCGAAGGAAUGUCCAUUGGGUACUGACAUAUCCUAUGAAAAGAUAAUAGAGGCGGCAUCAAAUCUUGUCUCAAAUGUUGCCAAAGAUACUCGGUCAAUUUUCAUUGCAGGAUAUUUAUACUACGACUUGAGUGAGAGGCUUGUUUCGAGUGGGAAGUUUUUGGAGGCUCUUUCGUAUGCAAGAAAAUCACUUAAUUUGAGGAAGAAACUCCUUCAAAGGAAUUUCUUAUUUUCAUCUAAAAGUUCAAAGACGGAAGACAUUGGGGAUGAAGAAAUUAAUGUAAAUGAUAAAGCUGCUAGGUUUUCUCUAGAAAUUCUUGGAUCGAAAACCAGAAACUUUUGGCCAGAGUUUGUCUCUUGUGGAAAGUUUGAUGAUUCUAUCAGUCCUUGGAAUGUGCUUAGGACCUAUUUAGAAAGCGCGCUUCAGGUUGGGAGAAUUUAUGAAGCUAUUGGGUGUUCUGAUGAAGCUGAACAUAUUCUAUCUGUGGGGAAGGAAAUAUCUUGUUCGCAAGGUUUCAUUCUUUUCGGGGUGACAUUUGGGUCUAUCUUAGGAGAAUUGUAUUUCAGGAAGCAACUUUGGGAUCAAUCUGAAAAGGAACUUGUGAAUGCCAAGCAGAAAUUAGACGACUCCAAAUUGCCAUUUGCUUGCACGUUGUGUAAAUUGACAACGUAUUCUAUACUUGAGAUGCGAAUUGGAAACUUGAUUCAAAACUAUCAUGCAAGGGUUAGGGAUGUACCUCUUAAGCAGAUUUCUGGUUCUGCCCUUGACAUUUACACUUCAGCUCAAAAUAAACUGUGCCAUGCUGAACUGGAGUAUUCUUUUUGCUUGAGAGAGAAAUCAAGUUCUGGAAUUAUAUCAGACAAAAAUGUUGCUGUUAACGAGCCUGGUCGUGAAGUUGCGAAAAUGAGUCGUGCUGUCCCCAGGAAUUCAACAUUUGAUGAGGAUGUAACCUUUCCCAUUGAUACAAACUCCAGAAAGGCUAUGAGGUCUACAAAACGAGCUAAUGGCUUUAAGAAUGCGAGUACCGAUGCCGUAAUAGCUUGUAAGCAACAAGGACCUGUGAGAACUUCAUCUACUACAAGAAGAACACGUUCCAGUUCUAGGAAAGCCUCCAAUCAAGAAGAUGAUGGAAAUGAACAGAUGCCAAAUGUGUAUUCCAAUCCUAAUCAUGUGAAUCUUUGCCCCCACAUACACUCCCUGAGGGAAACUAAAAAGAGUCUUGGAUGUAUAUGCAGUCCUGAAUCUAAAUGUGAUGGAGGAUGUUUAUGUGAUCAGACAUGUUGGAUAUGUCAUGUUGCAAAAGUAUGUGCAGCUGGUUCAAUGAAGAAUUUUGUUGCUUUAAAAUGGAGUUUUCAUCAUAGAAGCAUCUUCUCAAGAUUGCACCUUAAGAUAGGAAAAUGCCUAAGACUUAAUGGGAAGAUUCAUGAAGUGCAUGACAGAUUCCAUCAUAGCCUUUCCUUUCUCUUCCUUGUCAAUAGAUUGUCAUCUUUUCAGACACAUUCCAGUGGCACACUUUUCCAGUUUGAUUAUGUUGAGAAGCAAAUUCCUGGAGACAUAUUUCCUAUUGAACGUGCACUUCUAUUAUACGAGAUCAGUUGUUUGACAUUGAGAUAUUGUUUCUCUAUGCAUUCUAGAACUUGGUGCUGUGUACCAAGGAUAGUAGGUUGGCUUUUACAAGCCUUUGUGGGCUGUCGUGAACUUCCCUUACUCUUCGGAAAGGUCUCAAGAUUGCUUGCUAUGAUACAUUUACUCUCUACUUCAGUUGGUCUUUAUUCUCUGCCUGUGCAUUAUGGGAAAAAACUCUCUGCCAUUCAUUGGGCUGCAUACUUCCACCAGGCUUCACUUGGUAGUAGCCUGAAUCUACAACACCUUGCUGUUCUGAAGGAAAAAAUUGUAUCAUACAACGACAAUACUCUCGAGGGUUUGCAUAUUUCAAGUUCAACUGAAAGGAUUAGGAAAGCAUGUGACUUCCUCAGAUUUGCGCCAGAAAAACUUGAUCUUUUGGAAGGAUUCAUAGUUAAAUUUUUUGAAGAUCUCCCUAGCUUCACAUGUAUAUGUAUAAGUUUUAUUGGAAGCGACUAUGCUAGCUUUCUCGGAGAACUAUCAGAUGUUUCUUCCCAAGCAUGGAUGCUUCUUUCACGCCUCAAUUUGAUGAGACAGCCUGUUGUAUUGCUUCUUCCUGUGGAUUCGGUUCUUGAAGAUGUCCAGCAAGAUAAUUGGACCACUUCAGUUGGAACCAUCUCGAAUAACAAUGGAUCCAGUAAAGAGUGGAGUUGCCCAUGGAACCGCAAUGUGUUGGAUGAUGUGGCUGCACAGUUUCGGGUUAUUCUCGAGGAGAACUUCUUAUCCUCUUCAACUUUGUUUUCUGUUGAUACAAAUGAGAACAGGUCCAUUUGGUGGAAUUGGAGAACUAAACUCAAUGAUCGUCUGGGGACUCUCCUGAGGAGUGUUGAGGAUUCAUGGUUUGGUCCAUGGAGUUUCUUGCUACUAGGUGAGCUCUUUGAUGACACAUGCUUGAAUGCAAUACAAAAGAAGUUGGCCGCUGAUUUAAAGCGCAUGUACAAGCUAGAGCUAGACGCAAGUUUACUGAGAGCCCUCAUCUCCAGUGUGAAGUCCAUACCUGGGUUGGAAGCUUGUGUUUCUCACUUGCUGUCAUCUAAAGGUUGGUUUGGUUCAGGGUGUUCUAUGAAGCAAAGGAAUAGAGCAAGUGCUAAUGGAGAAUGCCAACUGAUACUUAAAGCCGCUAGAGAUCUUGAAAUCCAGUGGGAAACCUCGACGUCUGGAUCCAUCAAUAGAGAGCCCAUUGCCCUUGUACUUGAUGAUGACCUAGUGAUGCUUCCUUGGGAAAGUAUACCUAUUCUGAGGAAACAAGAGGUGUAUCGCAUGCCAUCACUUGGAAGUAUAUCUGCAUUAUCUCUUCUGAGCAGUGGUCAUGAUCGACCACAAGUUAGAUGGGAUCAAGAUAAUCUGGAUUGUGCUGGUGGCUGUGAUGGUGCUGAUGUUGGUUCAUUACCUUCUGUAGAUCCUUUAGAUGCAUACUAUUUGUUGAAUCCAAGCGGUGACCUUCAUCAUACACAGUCUACAUUCGAGGAUUGGUUUCGAAAUCAGAAGUGGGAGGGGAAAGCUGGGAUCAUACCAACAGUCGAUGAAUUGGUCUCUGCAUUGAAAAACCAUGAUCUCUUCCUUUACUUUGGUCAUGGCAGUGGUGAACAAUAUAUUCCUGGACAUAAUAUUCAGAGUCUGGAUCAUUGUGCUGCUACCCUGUUGAUGGGGUGCAGUAGUGGGUGCCUCUAUUACAAGGGCUGCUAUGCUCCUAAAGGUGCCCCAUUGUACUAUCUCAUUGGUGGUUGUCCUGUUGUGAUUGCUAACCUAUGGGAGGUAACAGACAAAGACAUUGACAGAUUUAGCCAAAGUCUACUUGACAGUUGGUUGAAAGUGGAGCCAAGUCUCCCUGUAGAAUCUACGAAGUCUGAUUCACUGGUUGAGGAAUUCAAAUCUAUGAAAAUAAUUGGUAGGGGUAUAGCUAAAUCAUCCAAGUCUAAGAGAAAAGCCCAAUUGGGUAAGGAUGUGGAUGGAGAUCCUCCAUUUAAGUGUAGAGAUAAUGAUUUCCGAAUUGCCUCUUUUAUAAGCCAAGCAAGGGAUACUUGUAGGCUUUCAUUUUUGAAUGGGGCCUCACCAGUUUGUUACGGUGUGCCUACUUUAAUUAAGAGAAAGAGAGUAUAGUUGUAUGAAAUCUUUCAUGGUUGUAUUAAUUGUAGUUAUUGUUAUUACA